Oryza sativa Japonica Group (Japanese rice) is the source of this 3489-nucleotide messenger RNA. Its product is annotated as probable LRR receptor-like serine/threonine-protein kinase At3g47570. The record is from RefSeq and is a predicted model, not a curated record. Gene Ontology annotation, molecular function: ATP binding; protein binding; protein kinase activity. Gene Ontology annotation, biological process: protein phosphorylation. NCBI's taxonomy places the organism in Eukaryota, Viridiplantae, Streptophyta, Magnoliopsida, Poales, Poaceae.
AAUGCCAGUACGGAUAUCUGUUGUGCUGCUGAUCAUCGCUUUGUCUGCAGUGACUUGUGCUUCUGCAGUUCCGAGCAAGAGCAAUGGCAGUGACACUGACUAUGCUGCACUGCUGGCUUUCAAAGCGCAGCUGGCCGACCCUCUCGGCAUUCUUGCCAGCAACUGGACCGUCAACACACCGUUCUGCCGCUGGGUGGGCAUCCGAUGCGGCCGCCGCCAUCAGCGCGUCACUGGCCUGGUGCUUCCAGGCAUUCCCUUGCAAGGAGAGCUCAGCUCUCACCUCGGUAACCUCUCUUUCCUCUCCGUCCUCAAUCUCACCAACGCCAGCCUCACGGGCUCAGUCCCAGAAGACAUAGGAAGGCUCCAUCGCCUAGAGAUUCUUGAGCUUGGCUACAAUUCUCUGUCAGGUGGCAUCCCAGCCACCAUAGGGAACCUUACAAGGCUUCGAGUUCUUUACCUCGAAUUUAACCAGCUAUCUGGCUCAAUCCCCGCAGAGCUGCAGGGCCUAGGAAGCAUUGGUUUGAUGAGCCUCCGGAGGAAUUACCUCACUGGCUCAAUUCCAAACAAUCUAUUCAACAACACACCUUUGCUAGCUUAUUUCAACAUUGGCAACAACAGCCUUUCUGGGUCGAUACCAGCCUCCAUCGGCUCUUUGUCGAUGCUCGAACACCUUAACAUGCAGGUCAACCUUCUCGCAGGACCGGUGCCACCAGGCAUCUUCAAUAUGUCCACAUUGCGUGUUAUUGCACUUGGACUGAACACCUUCUUAACCGGCCCUAUCGCGGGCAACACAAGUUUCAACCUACCAGCUCUCCAAUGGCUCUCCAUCGAUGGCAACAAUUUCACUGGUCAAAUUCCACUGGGGCUCGCAUCGUGUCAGUACCUCCAAGUUCUUUCCCUGUCUGAAAAUUAUUUUGAAGGUGUUGUCACAGCCUCAGCUGCAUGGCUGAGCAAGCUCACGAAUCUCACUAUCCUUGUGUUGGGUAUGAAUCACUUUGAUGCUGGUCCAAUCCCUGCUUCACUAAGCAACCUCACCAUGCUAAGUGUCCUAGAUCUCUCAUGGAGCAACCUCACUGGAGCCAUUCCGCCAGAGUAUGGACAGCUUGGCAAACUCGAGAAACUGCAUCUCUCACAGAAUCAGCUAACAGGAACCAUUCCUGCAUCUCUUGGUAACAUGUCCGAAUUAGCCAUGCUAGUGUUGGAGGGAAACCUACUGAAUGGAUCAUUACCAACAACAGUUGGUAGCAUCAGAUCGUUAUCGGUACUUGAUAUUGGGGCAAACCGCCUGCAGGGGGGUCUCGAAUUCCUGUCUGCUCUUUCUAACUGUAGAGAGCUUUAUUUCCUUAGUAUCUACUCCAAUUAUCUCACCGGGAACCUCCCAAACUACGUGGGUAACCUGUCUAGUACGCUGCGAUUAUUCAGUUUACAUGGAAACAAGCUAGCUGGUGAACUUCCAACCACCAUUUCCAAUUUAACUGGCCUCCUUGUGCUAGACCUUUCGAAUAACCAACUGCAUGGUACAAUACCAGAAUCAAUCAUGGAGAUGGAGAAUCUCCUUCAACUUGAUCUCAGUGGAAAUAGCUUGGCUGGCUCUGUCCCAUCAAACGCUGGAAUGCUAAAGAGUGUAGAAAAAAUAUUCCUUCAGAGCAAUAAAUUCUCUGGCUCCUUACCAGAGGACAUGGGCAACCUCUCCAAGUUAGAGUACCUAGUAUUAUCUGAUAACCAAUUAUCAUCAAAUGUACCACCAAGUUUAUCUCGUCUUAAUAGCCUCAUGAAGCUAGAUCUGUCUCAAAACUUCUUGAGUGGUGUAUUGCCAGUUGGUAUAGGCGAUUUAAAGCAAAUUAACAUCCUGGAUCUCUCUACCAACCAUUUUACUGGUAGCCUCUCAGAUUCGAUUGGGCAACUUCAAAUGAUUACUUACUUGAACUUAUCUGUUAAUUUAUUCAAUGGUUCACUUCCAGAUUCUUUUGCUAACUUAACCGGCUUGCAGACUUUGGAUCUAUCCCAUAACAACAUUUCUGGUACCAUCCCGAAGUAUCUAGCCAAUUUUACCAUCCUCAUUAGCUUAAACUUGUCUUUCAACAAUCUUCAUGGUCAGAUACCAAAAGGGGGUGUAUUCUCAAACAUCACGUUGCAAUCCUUGGUGGGGAAUUCAGGGUUAUGUGGUGUUGCACAUUUAGGGCUUCCACCAUGCCAAACAACCUCUCCCAAAAGAAAUGGUCACAAGCUAAAAUAUCUGCUCCCUGCUAUAACCAUAGUAGUUGGAGCUUUUGCUUUCAGCCUAUAUGUAGUCAUCCGAAUGAAAGUUAAGAAGCAUCAAAUGAUUUCUUCUGGUAUGGUUGACAUGAUCAGCAACAGAUUACUCUCCUACCAUGAGCUUGUCCGUGCUACUGAUAAUUUCAGUUAUGAUAACAUGUUGGGGGCUGGAAGCUUUGGAAAAGUUUAUAAGGGUCAGCUGAGUAGCAGUUUGGUGGUUGCCAUAAAAGUUAUACACCAACAUCUAGAACAUGCCAUGAGAAGCUUUGAUGCGGAAUGUCAUGUGCUUCGAAUGGCUAGACAUCGAAACUUGAUAAAGAUAUUGAACACUUGUACCAACCUAGACUUCAGAGCACUUAUUCUAGAGUACAUGCCCAAUGGUAGCCUAGAGGCACUCCUGCACUCUGAAGGAAGAAUGCAAUUAGGUUUCCUUGAGAGGGUGGACAUUAUGCUAGAUGUUUCAAUGGCAAUGGAAUACCUGCAUCAUGAGCACCAUGAAGUGGUCCUACACUGUGAUUUGAAGCCUAGCAACGUGCUACUUGACGAUGAUAUGACUGCACAUGUAUCGGACUUUGGCAUUGCAAGGUUAUUGUUAGGUGAUGACAGCUCCAUGAUCUCUGCGAGUAUGCCGGGAACAGUUGGGUAUAUGGCACCAGAAUAUGGUGCUCUUGGAAAAGCAUCACGAAAGAGCGAUGUGUUCAGCUACGGGAUCAUGCUACUCGAAGUGUUCACUGGGAAGAGACCCACAGAUGCUAUGUUUGUGGGGGAACUGAACAUAAGGCAGUGGGUUUACCAGGCGUUUCCGGUAGAGCUUGUCCAUGUACUGGACACCCGACUUUUACAAGAUUGCUCUUCUCCCAGUAGCUUGCAUGGCUUCCUUGUGCCAGUGUUCGAGCUGGGCUUGCUUUGUUCAGCCGACUCCCCGGAGCAAAGGAUGGCGAUGAGUGACGUGGUUGUGACACUGAAGAAGAUUAGGAAGGACUAUGUCAAAUCGAUAUCAACGACAGGGAGCGUGGCCCUGCCUGCAUAUACGAAAGAAUGAAUUGUCCUCUGUGUCCAUUUCUGCUUCUGCAUUAAGAAUAACAAGAGAAUAGCAUCAGCAACAUGUCCAGUGGUCGAUUAAUCUUUGCCUCUAUAUCUUUAUUAUGGUCGAAUAUGAACAUAUUUCUUCUGUUCGUUAGUUACACAAUAUUUGAUUGGUGUACAUGUAUGAUUGAUCUGUUGCUUCAUGAA